Molecule: messenger RNA, 1767 nt
Organism: Trichoderma gamsii
Lineage: Eukaryota; Fungi; Ascomycota; Sordariomycetes; Hypocreales; Hypocreaceae
Product: MFS transporter, SIT family, siderophore-iron:H+ symporter
Exons: 1
Coding region: 1-1767 (588 amino acids)
Biological process (GO): transmembrane transport; intracellular iron ion homeostasis
Cellular component (GO): endosome; vacuolar membrane
Molecular function (GO): siderophore-iron transmembrane transporter activity
Source: RefSeq, a predicted model, not a curated record
AUGUCUGCCCACCCCGCGGUUCCUGACGCGGAAAAGGCCGCUGAUCCAGUCGUCGAGCAGAGCACAGACCGGUCUGCUGCCGAUCUGGUCAAGAACAUCAAGUCGCCGGGCGUCUCCCGUAUCGAGGCCAUCUCGGGCGCCAUCACCACGCUUGAUCGCUACUUCAUCUUCUUCAGCGUCUUCCUCGUCGCCUACUGCUACGGCCUCGACGGCACGCUGAGAUACACCUACCAGCCCUAUGCCACCGGCUCCUUCGACAGCCACUCCCAGCUCUCGACCGUCAAUGUCCUCCGCGCCGUCAUUGCAGCGGCGGCCCAGCCCACGGCGGCCAAGAUUGCCGAUGUCUUUGGCCGUGUCGAGCUGAUUUGCGUGUCCGUCUUCUUCUAUGUCAUUGGAACAGUCAUCGAGGCCUCGGCUACCAACAUGGCGACCUAUGCCGGCGGCAACGUCAUCUACCAGGUAGGCUACACCAUGAUCAUGCUGCUGGUCGAGGUCAUCAUCGCCGACAUCACGUCCACGCGCGCGCGUCUCUUCUUCAGCUACAUCCCCGCGCUGCCCUUCAUCAUCAACACCUGGUGCAGCGGCAAUAUCGCGAGCGCCGUCCUGGGCGUCACGACCUGGAAAUGGGGCAUCGGCAUGUGGUGCAUCAUCUACCCCGUCUGCGCGCUGCCGCUCAUCAUCAGCCUGUCGCUUGUGGGACGCCGUGCCAAGAAGCAGGGCCGUCUGGUCAACUACCGGUCGUCGUUUGAGCGUCUCGGCCUCAAGAACCUCGUCAUCGAGCUGUUCUGGCUGCUGGACGUCAUUGGCAUCAUCCUCCUCAUUGCCGUCUUCGCCCUCAUCCUGGUGCCCUUUACGCUGGCUGGCGGAGUCCACAGCGAAUGGCGCACCGCACACAUUAUUGCACCGCUCGUCAUUGGCUUCUGCUGCAUCCCCUUCUUUGUCUACUGGGAACUCAAGGCGCCGCACCCGCUGGUUCCCUUUGCCCUUAUGAAGGACCGCUCUGUGUGGGCGCCCAUGGGCAUCGCCGUCUGCCUCAACUUUGCGUGGACAAUGCAGGGCGACUUUCUCUACACCGUGCUGGUUGUUGCCUUUAACUUUUCAAUCACCACUGCGACCCGUGUGACGUCGCUGUACUCGUUUGUCAGCGUCAUCAUUGGAGCCCUCCUUGGCAUAGUGGUGUACAAAGUCCGCCGCCUUAAAAUCUUCGUCAUCAUGGGAACUUGUCUGUUCAUGGUGGCUUUUGGACUGCUUAUCCAUUACCGUGGAGCUGUUUCGGGCUCUAGCCGAGCAGGUGUCAUUGGCGCUCAGGUCGUUUUGGGAGUUGCCGGCGGUCUCUUCCCGUAUACCGCUCAGGCGUCUAUUCAGGUUGGCCUGAAGCAUGAAAACUUGGCCGUCAUCACGGGUCUCUACUUGGCCCUUUACAACAUCGGAUCUGCCCUGGGAAACACCGUGUCCGGAGCCUUGUGGACUCAGCUGCUCCCCAAGACUCUGGAGAACCGGCUGGCAAACAUCAACUCCACGCUGGCAGUUGAAGUCUAUGGCAACCCUCUCGUAGCUGUCAUUCCCUACCCUCCAGGUACGCCUGAGAGAGACGCCAUUAUCGACGCCUACCAGCAUAUCCAACGCCUUCUCACAAUCACCGGCAUCUGCAUCUGCAUUCCUCUCAUUGCCUUUUCUUUACUAAUUCGCAACCCUCGUCUGACAAGCGAGCAGACCUUGGCCUCCGACUCUGACGUCGAAGAGACCCAGCAGCGCUCGGAGAAAUAA